This is a messenger RNA of Papilio xuthus (Asian swallowtail), 1498 nucleotides long. RefSeq names its product mitochondrial thiamine pyrophosphate carrier. The coding region runs from base 182 to 1138 and encodes 318 amino acids. Gene Ontology annotation, cellular component: mitochondrial inner membrane. Lineage: Eukaryota; Metazoa; Arthropoda; Insecta; Lepidoptera; Papilionidae. Gene Ontology annotation, biological process: mitochondrial ADP transmembrane transport; mitochondrial ATP transmembrane transport. Gene Ontology annotation, molecular function: ATP:ADP antiporter activity. The transcript has a single exon. The record is from RefSeq and is a predicted model, not a curated record.
AUAACCUUAAUUUAAUUUAAAGUUUAUUAAAAAAAAUAACAAGGUCUAGUCAAAUAUAAUUUAACAUUAUACUAUCAAUAAGUCCAUACGGUACCAUUUCUAUCUUAUGAAAAUAUAAUUUUCAUUCUCAAAUAUGGGUUGAAAUUACUAAUGUCAAUAUUGGUACGUUUUUUCUAAAAAUAUGUGUUAUGCAGAAGAAAUAGAUAAACAUGCUUCACCAUUACAAUCUGCAUUUGCUGGUGGAGCGGCUGGUGCUGUUACGAGAGCAAUAGCACAACCUUUGGAUGUUUUAAAAAUAAGAUUUCAAUUACAAACUGAACCUAUCAAACUAGGCUCUAAAUACAGUUCUAUGAUCCAAGGACUGUCUUCAAUCGUUAAGGAAGAAGGGUUUUUCGCACUAUGGAGCGGUCAUAUACCUGCACAAUUGCUGUCAAUAUCUUAUGGUGUACUACAAUUUUCAACAUUUGAAAAACUUACAGAAUUAUGCAAGACAUCAGAUCCCAACUUUUAUGUUGAACAUAAACAUUGGUUAAACUUUACGAAUGGGGCCACCGCGGCAACAGUAGCUACGAUAGUUUCAUUCCCAUUUGAUACUAUAAGAACAAGACUAAUUGCAGAACAAAAGACACAGAAAGUGUAUAAAGGUUUUUUAAGUGCUUUCUCUAUCAUUAUUAAGACUGAAGGCAGUAAGGCGUUGUUCAAAGGUUUAGUACCAACAUUAGCCCAGAUAGCACCUCAUGCAGGAAUUCAGUUUGCAGUGUACAAAUUAUUAACAGACAAUAUUUUUAAUAGGAUAAAGUUUUUUCAGAGAUCUACAACAUUUGGAGUUAUUGAAUCAUCAUUGUUAGCUAAUUUCUUAGCUGGUGGUAUAGCAGGAAUUGUAUCUAAAACUGCUAUAUAUCCAUUUGAUAUGGUUAAAAAAAGGUUGCAAAUACAAGGAUUUCAGCAACAUAGAAAAGGUUUUGGUAAACAAAUGUAUUGCAAUGGAUUAUUGGAUUGUAUUAAACUUACUAUAAACGAUGAAGGGUUUCUAGCACUUUAUAAAGGUUACGGACCCAGUGUACUUAAAGCUAUUUUAGUGUCAGCUUUACAUUUUGCUGUUUAUGAUGAGAUUAAAUACUUUUUAUUGAGAUUAUAACAUUAACAUUUGAAUACACACUUAGCAAGUGUUGCCAUUUUAUGACAAUUUUAAAUUGUCAUAAUAAGUAGUAAAGGCAUGUCAGUAGUGUAAUGUAUAAUAUUUAGUCCAAAGAUUUAAUAUUAGAUAUAAUUACUUAGAAAAAGGCUGGAGAAAGUUGUUCUAGUUUAUGUAUUAAAUACUGAAAAUUGGAUCAUCUUUUCAUUUCAUCAGUGUUCUGUUUAUUGUCUACAUGAAUACAAACAAUGUCUAAUAAAAUCUUACUCUACUAUUUAAGUUAUAAAAUUGAUAUGUGCUUCAUAAACUUGUAACUCUGAUUGUACUUUAGUAUUUUAAUACCAGUAUUUUUGUGUUAAAUAU